GGACGAUGGCGAACUUGAAAUCCAUCAGUGUGUUCGCAUCUUUUGAACAAUUGUAGACACAACAAUCCUCUCUUUGCCACCAUGAAAUUCCUCAUCGUCGCCGCAUUGGCAGUCGUCACUUUGGCUGCUGAAAGUCCCUAUUACCCGAAACCGGCUUACAAGCCAGCAUACCCCGCGCCUGCCUAUCCGGCACCUUCCUAUCCAUCAUCUUACGGAAAAUCUUACGACUACGCCCCUAUGCCAUACUCGUUUGACUGGGCCGUUUUGGAUGAACCAAGCUACAACGACUUUGGCCACAAGGAAACUAGCGAUGGCAAAGUUGUGACUGGAACCUAUUACGUCAAUCUCCCCGACGGCCGACGACAGAUCGUCACCUACAAAGCGGACGACUAUGGUUACGUCGCCGACGUGAAAUAUGAAGGAGAAGCCAAAUACCCCGAAUACAAACCCGCCUACCCAGCCUACCCCAAGCCCGCAUAUCCCGCUCCAGCUUACCCAAAGGCUUCCUACCCUGAGCCAUCCUACCCAAAGCCAGCUUACGCUCCAAAGCCCGCCUAUCCUUCUUAUUCUGCUCCAGCUUAUCCUUCAUACCCCAAGCCCUCUUAUCCCAGCUACCCUCGCCCGGUGUACCCCAGCUACCCCAGGCCAAGCUACCCCGCACCAACCACCACCGAAGCUGCCACUGAAGCCCCCGCUCCAAAGGUUGAAGCUGCCGCUGAGCCCGUCGUCGCUGAGGCACCUGUUGUUGUUGCCGAACCUAUUGCUAAGGCAGCCGCUGUUGCCGAACCAGAGGUUACAACUGAUGUUGCAGUUUAAAUCCUUCGUGGUUUAAAAUCAUUAGUGUUUGUCCAACAUGUACGCAUAAUAUUUAUACGAAACCAAUUUAUAUACUUAAUCAUGACAACUGCUCCAUAAAUAAAAUUUACAUUUUGUCAUACGAAA
This is a messenger RNA of Daphnia pulicaria, 942 nucleotides long. RefSeq names its product adhesive plaque matrix protein-like. The transcript is spliced from 3 exons. The record is from RefSeq and is a predicted model, not a curated record. The coding region runs from base 82 to 816 and encodes 244 amino acids. Gene Ontology annotation, cellular component: extracellular matrix. Lineage: Eukaryota; Metazoa; Arthropoda; Branchiopoda; Diplostraca; Daphniidae.